CACAACAUGAUAUCGAAAGUGUUUCUUCUCGCCGCUGCAUUCAUUGCAGUGAAUGCACAAGACCACUAUUCGUAUGGACACGCUACAUCCUCUCAAUCCAUAAUUCGUCAUGACAAUUCGCAAAACCACAGAUACAACCAACCAAUAGCGAUCAACGCUCCAGUAUACCAAUCUACCCCCCUUCAAUCUGCUUUAACUGUACAUCAUGCCUCUCCCAUAAUUUCUCAGGCUGCCCCUCUCAUUUCUCACUCAGCCCCUGUAAUUUCAUCUCAUGCACCUAUCAUUUCUCAUUCUUCCCCUUACAUUACUCACGCUGCACCAAUUGCCCAACAUGCCAUUCCUACUCGCACCUACGCUUCCCCUCAAUACGCACAGGGUCACCAGGAAUAUAACAGCUACCCAAGAUAUGAAUUUUCAUACGGCGUGAACGACCCUCAUACUGGUGAUAUUAAGUCUCAGCACGAGGCCCGUGAUGGCGACCACGUCACUGGCUCUUACAGCCUUCAUGAAGCUGAUGGCUCCGUGAGAACAGUACACUACAAUGCUGAUGCACACAGCGGAUUUAACGCUCAAGUCCAAAACUCUCAGCCGUCCAGACAUGCUACUCCAGUUGUCUCUCAUGCAUCGCCUAUUUCUCAUGCUGCACCUGUCAUUGCCCAUGCUGCUCCCAUUAUCUCACACGCUGCCCCAGUUAUCACUCACGCUGCCCCUCUAUAUACUCAUGCUGCACCAGUCUUAACUCAUUCCGCGCCCAUUGCUCAAUAUUCCUCCUACCAUUAA
Molecule: messenger RNA, 780 nt
Organism: Pieris brassicae (large cabbage white)
Lineage: Eukaryota; Metazoa; Arthropoda; Insecta; Lepidoptera; Pieridae
Product: cuticle protein 8-like
Exons: 5
Coding region: 7-780 (257 amino acids)
Cellular component (GO): extracellular matrix
Source: RefSeq, a predicted model, not a curated record